Messenger RNA from Diversispora eburnea, 2319 nucleotides. The record is from the annotation of a GenBank genome assembly. Lineage: Eukaryota; Fungi; Glomeromycota; Glomeromycetes; Diversisporales; Diversisporaceae.
AUGUCUGAGGAAACUAUUAGUACCCAAAGCUCAGGAUCUGUUCAAAAAGAACCUUCUCUUGACGUGGUAGAAGAACUUAAAUUACUUUGCGAAUCACCCGAGCCGAGUCCACCCGAACGGAGUCCACCGAAAAACCCUUACUAUAAUUAUCACGUUAGCAAAACCAUUCAAAGCAGAGAUACUGCGUAUUUUGCGAGAUCUUCUAUGUCAACUCCUUCAGAACAAAUACUUAGUCAAGAAUUUGAUGAUGGAACAAUUGUUGGGGGGAAAUAUGAGGAUGGGGAACAUAUUAAACAAGAAUUAAUUACACUUUAUACCAAUUUUCAAAAAUGUCUCGAUUUACGUGAUAAAUAUAUGGCAAUUUCAUUACAAAGAGUGGGUGAUAAUCCUAAAGAUAGUGAUGAUUGGAAGAUUUAUCCACCUCCACCAAAACCAACUUAUAAUUCAACAAAUUCACCAUAUUCAAAUACUGAUCGUAAAAAGAAGACAGUGGUAGGAGAAGAUUUUGAAUUUAGUAAAUGUGAAAUACCCAGGGAACAUCACUAUCUUUAUGAGUUAGACUCUAAAGAUUUCAAAAGUAAAAAACCAGCUUUUAUAAUUCCAUCUAAUAAAGAAUAUUUCAUGGAUCUCGAUUUUAUUCUUGGUGUAAUUUCUGAUGGACCAACGAAAAGUUAUGCAUAUCGACGUUUAUUAUAUUUGGAAAUACCUCAUCGAGAUUUUUAUAAUGUUAGAAAGGUGGAUACUCACGUGCAUCUUUCAUCUUGUAUGAAUUCUAAACAUCUUUUAAGAUUCAUAAAGUCCAAAUUGAAGAAAAAUGCCAAUGAUCAAGUAAUUUAUAGAGAUAAUAAAGUUCUUACGUUAACCGAAGUAUUUCAAAGUUUGGGCUUAACCGCAUACGAUCUUAGCAUCGAUACAUUGGACAUGCACGCUCAUACAGAUUCAUUCCAUCGAUUUGAUAAGUUUAAUUUAAAAUAUAAUCCAAUCGGUGAAUCUCGAUUGAGGGAAAUUUUCUUGAAAACCGAUAAUUAUAUUCAUGGAAGAUAUUUGGCUGAACUUACCAAAGAGGUCAUAUCCGAUCUCGAGGCAAGCAAAUAUCAAAUGGCUGAAUAUCGAAUUUCAAUAUAUGGACGUUCAAAAUCCGAAUGGGAUAAAUUAGCGAAAUGGGUGAUAGAUCAUAAAAUAUUUUCACCAAAUGUUCGUUGGCUUAUUCAAGUGCCAAGGCUUUAUUAUGUAUAUAAAGAUGCUCAAAUUGUAGAAAGUUUCGAAGACGUUAUAAGAAAUAUAUUCGAACCAUUAUUUGAAGUGACAAAAGAUCCCAGUUCACAUCCAGAAUUACAUGUAUUUCUUCAAAGAGUAGUAGGAUUUGAUAGUGUGGAUGAUGAAUCUAAAGCUGAAAGGAGAAUUCACAAGAAAUAUCCUUGUCCUAAAGAUUGGAAUACAAAUCUCAAUCCACCUUAUUCUUAUUACUUAUAUUAUAUGUUUGCAAAUUUGGCCAGUUUAAAUCAAUGGAGAAAAGUUAGAGGAUUUAAUACUCUUGUACUUCGACCACAUGCCGGAGAAGCAGGAGACACGGAUCAUCUAACUUCAGCAUUUCUUACAUCACAAUCAAUUUCACAUGGAAUUUUAUUACGUAAAGUUCCUGCCUUACAAUAUCUUUAUUAUCUUAAACAAAUUGGAAUAGCGAUGUCCCCUUUAUCAAAUAAUGCGUUAUUCCUGAAUUAUGAAAGAAAUCCUUUCUUAAGUUUCUUUCAAAAAGGAUUAAAUAUAAGUUUAAGUACGGAUGAUCCACUUCAAUUUCAUUACACUAAGGAACCUCUUAUUGAAGAAUAUAGUGUGGCAGCUCAGAUUUGGAAAUUGUCUUCUUCGGAUAUGAGUGAACUUGCACGUAAUUCCGUAAUUCAAAGUGGAUUUGAGAUGGCCAUAAAGAAACAUUGGUUAGGAGCACAUUGGUAUUUACCAGGAAAAUAUGGAAACGAUAUUCAUAAAACCAAUGUUCCAAAUGUUCGAAUGCAAUUUCGUCAAGAUACAUUAGAAGAAGAAAUUCGAAUGGUUGAAAAAUAUUCAAAAUUGAAAUCCAAUAGUUCAUUUGAACAAAAUACCGUUCACAUGAUUCAUCCUCCCCCUCAAUCACGAGGUAUUAACACUGAUAUUGCAUCAUAUCCAACUACUUCUUCAUUUUCAUCUUUGGGUGUAGGAAAUAAAUUACUUUUCUCAGAUACUGAUGUGGGUGUCAUGCCUGGAGUUGCUAUGUUUGCUGAGAGAGCGCAUAAAAGAAGAAAAAAUACAUCUAUCAAUAAGAUCGAAGAAAGGGAAGAUUAA